This is a messenger RNA of Plasmodium reichenowi, 6378 nucleotides long. RefSeq lists its product as hypothetical. The record is from RefSeq and is a predicted model, not a curated record. The transcript has a single exon. The coding region runs from base 1 to 6378 and encodes 2125 amino acids. NCBI's taxonomy places the organism in Eukaryota, Apicomplexa, Aconoidasida, Haemosporida, Plasmodiidae.
AUGAAAGAUUAUUCAUAUGAAAACUAUUAUCCUAAAGAUAAAAACGAUAUAAGAAAUAUUUCCAAAGAAAUGGAUAGAAUGAUUGUGUUACAUAAUAUAUUAAACGAUUGUAUUAUAGCUAAGGUAAAAAAUGAUUAUGGAGAUGAUGAAAAAUAUUUUAUCAAUUUAAAAGAUUAUCCUGAAAAAAAGGACGAUAUAAAGAAUAAAAAUAUUUAUUUAUAUAAAAUAUCAAAUGAUAAUUUGAAAACAUGCAGCAAUUAUUUUGAUUCUCUAAAUCAGAAGGACCUGAUACCUUUUUUGGAAAAUUCUAAUAAUAUUAUAGAUGAGAAAGGUUGUACUCCAACUUAUGAUGAGGAAGAUUGCAAAAUAGAUCAUAUAUGUUAUAAUAGUACAAAUGAAAGUGAGGGAAAAAAUUAUGAUAUAAUAAAGUAUAUGGAAAGACCUAAUCAUAUGUUAUCAAAUGAACCUGUACAUGUAAAAAAGAGUGUUAAUGUGAUACAUAAUAAUAUUAUAAAAAGACUUAAGGACAACACUAGAAAUGAUAAUAAUAAUAAUAAUAAUAAUAAAUAUGUUGAAAAUAAAUUUUAUAAAAGGAAGGGAAUAUAUAAUGAAGAAAAAGAAAAAAAGCAUCACAAAAAAAGCAACACAAAAAAGGAAAUGAAAAAAAGUAACUUUUCAUUUGUUAGAAAAGAAUCUUCAUCUAAAUCAAAAUAUUGCAAUAAUAUAAAUAAUAGUAAGAAAAAAAAAAUUGUAAAUUCAAAAGGAGCGAUUAAUGGAAAAGAGAAAAUUGAAAAUAAAACAGAAUCCACAAAAGGAUCAAAAAAGAAUAUGUCAACAUAUUUUUUUAAAACUAAUCAUAAGAAUGAUAUUAAAUUGAGAAAUAGGAAUCAUUCUAAUAAUUCCCAAAAAAGAAGUAGAAAUAAUAAUCAAAUUAAUGAAAAUCCAGAUUUUGAAUUUUUAUUUAAUACUAAAGUUGUAAAGCAAGAAAAUAUAGGUAAAGAUUGUAACCUAUUGUCGAACGAACUUGUUUUUAGUGGGAAUAUAUUGAAGGUUAAAAAACAAAAAAGAAAAAAAAUUGAUAUAAAAAAUAGAAAUAAUAACAACAAAACGGUGGAAAGAAAUAUAUCAUAUGGUACUAACAAAAUAAUCAAUCCAUAUAAAAUGGAGAAAAAUAAAAAGGACUCGAAAAAUAACGAAAAUAUCAAAAAAAUCAAAAAUAACGAAAAUAUCAAAAAUAUCAAAAAUAACGAAAAUAUCAAAAAUAUCAAAAAUAACGAAAAUAUCAAAAAUAUCAAAAAUAAUAAAAAUAAUUUUAUAACCAUAGGACAAAGGAAUAUAUCAACAAAUCACAAUAAAAUAAAUGAAGAAUAUUUUAAUAAAAAAUGUAAAGAUGAACAUAGCAUAAAUACCGAAAGUUCUUAUGAAAUUUCUAUACAGGGGGAAGUGAAUUUAAAUUUUGAUUUAAGUGAUAAGGAAGGUACAGAAAUGAAGAGUAAUAAUAAUAUUAUAUUCAUGUGUGAUGAUAAUUAUGUGAAAAAGAAAUAUAUAAAUAAUAGUAAUGAUAUAAAUAAUACUAAAAGUAAGGAAGAAAAAAAUAAAAAUAAUUGUAUAUCCCAACAAAAUGGUAAGAUGGAAAAGGAAAAAAUGAAAGAUAAUUUUCUUUUCCAUUAUGGUUAUAAAAAUGAUCAAAGUAAUAUGUGUAGACAUACCAAAGAAACAGAAGAAAAGAAAGUUGAUCAUAUAUAUCAAAAUGGGAAAUGUAUGAAAUGUUCUAGCUCAUUUGAAGUGAAGCAUUUAUAUAAAAAAAUAAAUGAUAUUUUUGAUGUUAAUAUUAAAAAUAAGAAAAAAUAUAUUCACAUAGAAAAAUGUGAUAAUCUUAUAAAGAAAUAUUGUCCAAUCCAUCCACAUGAACAUGUUAAUAUGUACAUGAACAAUGUAAAGGAAAAAACAAACAAACAAAAUAGUAGUGAACCAGUUAAGGGUAUAAAUAAUAUAGCAUUAAACGUUUGUACAAGAACAAAUAAUGAGAACAAUAUUUUUGAUAAAAGUAUGAUAACUCAAAAAAAGGAAAAAAAAAAAAAAAAUUUCCAUGAAUAUAAUAUAGAAAAUAAUCAUUUAAAUAAUGAAUUGCACAAAAUUGAUGAUAAUACAGAAUAUAAAAAAAAAAAACAGAUUAGUUUAUUGGAAAAAAGUAACAUAAAAUAUAAUAAUAAUUUAAGGAUUCAUAAAAAUACAGAUAAAGGGAAUAAUAAUAAAUGGAUAUCUGGAAAUAUUAUAAAUAAUGAGUAUAAAACUACAAAGGAUAUAUAUUACAAGAAUUUAUAUAAGAUUAAUAGUGUCAAAUUGAAAAAUGAGGAUAAUAAUAAUGGGAGGAUAAGGUUUAAACGUGACACAUUUAAUGAAACGUAUGAUAAUAUAUAUCAUCACAAAAAAUGUUAUGAUUUAGUAUUGAAUGAACUGCUGAAAGUUACUAGAAAGAAAAAACCCAAGAAACACUAUCAUGAAUAUAAUAAAAUUUAUAAGAAUGAAAAGAAUAUUUUAACUAACAAUAAUAAUAAUAAUAAUAAUAAUAAUAAUAAUAAUAAUAAUAACCAUAACAACCAUAAUAAUAAUAAUAAUAAUAAUAAUAAUAACAAUAAUAAUCGUUUUGAUAUAAAUAAUAUUAAAGAACGUGAUGAGAAAAGAAAAAAUGAUAAAUCAAGUAUUACAUGUGAUAACGAAAAUAUUAGGAUUAAUUAUAAAACGAGCGCCAUGGAAAGAAUUAGGAACCAAAAAAUAUAUCAAGUCACAAAUCAAUUGAACGUUACAAAAUAUGAAUCCAAACUUAUCGAACUAGAAGAAAAAAUGAUAAAGUUAAAAGAAUUGUUAAAAAAAGAAGAUAUAGAAAAUGAACAGUUGAAAAGUUUUUUAAUUUUACAAGAUGAGGAAAUUAAUGCUCUUAAGGAAGAAUUAAAAAUAUUAUCAGAACAAAAUAAUAAAAAAAAAAAAAUUUCAAAAACGAAAAAGGAUAAAAGUCAUCAAAAUACAAUAUUUUAUAAAAAUCUAAUAAAAUCCAAGCCAUCAAAAUUUAUGGAAAUAAUUUUAAAAAAUGUAAAAGAAAAAAAACAAGAAAAGAAAACCUGUAACUUUAAAGAGUUAGAUAAAAAUAAUGAUGAAAUGAUUAAGAAAGAUCCCAUUAUUUUUGAUGAUAAAAAUAAUAUUAAUCCUAUAUUCAAAAAUGUAAAUAGUCUAUCGACUAGUUGUAAUUCUGUUGUACAUGCAUGUUAUCCUUAUGACAAAAAAAAUAUAGAAAAUCAAAAAAAUCAAGAAAAUCAAGAAAAUCAAAAAAAUCAAGAAAAUCAAAAAAAUCAAAAAAAUCAAGAAAAUCAAAAAAAUCAAGAAAAUCAAGAAAAUCAAAAAAAUCAAGAAAAUCAAAAAAAUCAAGAAAAUCAAAUACAAGUAAAUAAUCAUAAUGAGACAGCAAUUUUUUAUGAUAUGCCUCCUAAUAUUAAAAAUAACCAACUCCAUAUGAAUAACAAGUUUUCAUAUAUUUGUUGUGAUAUGGCCAAAAAGAGUUCGUUGGAUAGUUCAACAGGGUUUGCCAUACAAGAAAAGAAUGAUGAAAAUGCAUCACAUAAAUUAAAAACGAUGUCUUGUCCAAUGUAUAAACGUGAAUGGAGAAUAAACAAAAAUGAUGAAAUGAGAAAAGAGUAUCAUCCCCAUGAGACAUCAAAUGGACAAAUUAAGAAUUAUGUUACAAAUAAAUAUCGUAUAAAAAAUGAUAAUACAAAAAUAAAUUUACUAAAACAUAAUAUUAGUGAAGGUAAAAAGGAAAGAAUUGCUAGUGUUAAUUUUAACAAAUGUGAGGAUGAUAAUAAGAAUUAUAUAGAAAACAUAAAUGAAACAACAAGUAAUAUAGAAACUAUGAAUAAAAUAGAAAAUCAAAUUAAAAAUAAAAUUGAUUGUAAUCAUAUGGAAAAUUUAAAUAAGUACAAUAAAGAAUCAAAUACAAAUGAUGGAUAUCAUAAUUUGAAUCUUUGUCCUAGUACUAUUUUCAGGAAAAAGAAUAAUAACAAAAAAAAUAACGUCAAAAUAUGUCAAGAAAAAAUCAAUUCACACAUUGUACAUAUUAAUUAUAUAAGUAAUGACAAUUUUGGUCAGAUAAACAAGUCAGGAAAAAAUAAAUAUUUCUUAAGAAAAGUAAAAGAAGAAAAGAUAAAUGAAGAAAAAAAGGAAAAUAUUUUUUCUAAAUUUUUUUCUUAUAUAAAAAAUAAAAGUAUAUGUAAUGAAAAAAAAGAUAAUAAAAAGAAUUUAAGAAGAUACAAUUCACAUGUUCCUCAUUUAAGUACAAAAAGUCAUAUUUAUAAAUCACCAGAUAAUAAGAGAUCACAAUCAUUUAUUAAUUUAUUUAAAAAUUGUACAGCACAAAACUGUUCUAAGAAUUAUACAGAUUAUGUAUUAACCGAAAAGAAUUUAAAUUCAACUAAUACAUAUAAUAAAAUAAAUGAUAAAGAGAAAAUUGAAAUAAAAAAUGAUUCACCAAUUUUUGGUCCUCUUAAUAAAAUAGAAGAAAAUAAUAUUAUUUCUAAUAACCAUUUGAAGAUAACAGAAAAUGUUAAUCAUCCGGAACAAUUAUAUUUAAAGGGAAAAUUUGUACCAGAAUAUAAAAUAAAUAAGGAACAUGAUAUAAAAAAGAAAAGAAAAAGUUUUGUUUGUAAAAAAGUUAUAAAAAAAGGAAUAAUAAAAUCUAAUCAAAUAUAUAAUUUUAAAAUUAAUAACGGUAUUACAAAGCACAUGAAUUUAUAUUCUCAAAAUGUAAAAGAAAAAAGUUCUUCAACGAAAAAGAAAAUUCCAAAACAUUCUGAAAUUAUAAAUAAGAUUGAUGUAUUAAAUGAUGGAAAAGAAAAAAAAGAACAAUUAAAUAAAGAAAAUAUGAAACACAUGGAUAUUCUAAAUGUUAGAGGAAAACGAAAAAAAAAUGGAAAGAUUAAUAUGGAUAAGUUAUAUAAUAAAGAUCAACAAGUAAAAAGUCUUAAUUCUGAAGAAAUACAUUUUGAAAAAUAUGAAAAAAUACAGGAAAAUGGUAAAUUAUUAAAUGACCGUAAUUACCAGAAAAACAUCAUAUCGAUCAUUGAUAGGGAAAAUAUAAAACAUCACUCUGAAAAAAGGAUAAAACAUAAAGAAGAUAAUAAGAUAAUAAAUAAUAAAAAAUAUAUAUCAAACGUUUCAAAUGUUUCAAAUAUGUCAAACGUUUCAAAUGUUUCAAAUGUUUCAAAUGUUUCAAAUGUUUCAAAUGUUUCAAAUGUUUCAAAUGUUUCAAAUAUGUCAAAUAUUUCAAAUAUUUCAAAUAUACCAAAUAUUUCAAAUAUUUCAAAUAUACCAAAUAUAUCAGAUGACAUAAUGAUAUCCCCAAAUCAAAAGACGCAUAAUAUUAACAGUAGUAAUAAUAAUAAUAAGAAGAAGACAUUAUAUUUAAAUAAUCCUUCUAAUAAUAGUACAAACACAAAUAUAAACUUGCUUAAACCAAGUAUUAGAAAAAUGUAUGGACCACUUGAAGGUUCCACUUGUUCAAAUGAUAACAAGAAAUAUUUAUGGAUAAACGAUAAAGAAGAAAAAAAUAGGACAAAUCAGGAUAAGCUUAAAAAAAAAAAAGAAAAAAAAUGUUAUUAUGAUCACAAUGAUGAUAAUUCAUUAGAAAAUUCAAGUAAAAUAUAUAUUCAUGAUUUUCUUAAAAAUCAAGAAAUUCAAGGGAAAUUUAAUUUGCACUUGACAAAUGCAAAUAAAAAAUUGAAUGAUUCUUCGCAAAAUGUAAUUAAAAAAAUUGUUUUAAAUUGUAAAUGUAAAAAAUUAAAAGAUGAAAAGAAAAAAAAUAAAUGUAUCAAAAAUUUAAAUAAUGAAAAUAAAGAUAUAAAUGAUAUGAAAAAUGUAGAAAUAAUUAAAAACAAGGUAUCUCAUUUGGACAAUAAUAAAAAAAAAAUAAUAAUAAAUAAUAAGAAGAAUAAUAUAAUACAUGAAAACAAAAUGAAUGAUAAUAUUAAUUAUUAUUUAUUUAAAAAUGAUAAAAUAAAAAAAAAAAAUAUAUAUAUACAUGAUCAAGAUAUCCCACAGGAAUAUAUAAGCAAUAGAAAGGAUAGUUCUUGUAAAAAAUAUAUAAAUAAUAUGGAAAAACAAAAUAUAAACUAUGAUUUUCAGCUAUCAAGUUAUGAUAAUUAUUCUAAUAAAAAAAAUUGUCAUAUGUAUGAAAAUAUUAUUCCUAUUGAAAGUAAUCAACAAAAUAAUGUAUUAAAUUCAAAUGGAAAUCAUAUAAAUCAUGAACCUAAAAUACACUUUCUUGAAAAUGAUGAGUCAACAAUAAUUGUGGAAUAUCCAAAUGUUAAUUAUUAUAUUAAAUGCCCUUGA